Molecule: messenger RNA, 2633 nt
Organism: Pelodiscus sinensis (Chinese soft-shelled turtle)
Lineage: Eukaryota; Metazoa; Chordata; Testudines; Trionychidae
Source: RefSeq, a predicted model, not a curated record
GACUGAUUUGUGGCAGUCUCUGACCGACUUCUGCAGACGACUGCAGCAAAAAAUGUCUAAUGCAAGAGCUUAUUCCUAUGAUGCUGAAACCACCUUCAUCAACUUUGAGACGCUUAAAGAUGAUGACCUGCAGAACGUAGAUUCCUGGUUCGACCUGAAAGCAAGCAUAGAGAAUGUCCCUCCUGCGGAGAACGUGGCAACAGGCUUGUGCUGCAAGAUAGACUUUGAAAAGUCUAAUCUUCCACAAGCUAUUGUUUCACCAAUGGUCAAAUCCAGUGAAAACCAUAAGAUGGAGGGAGAAAUGGGGCAGCCAAAGCAGAACAUUGUUGGCUCACUAGCAGCCUGGAGAGUCCAAUCAGAAAAUGCUUCAGCUCCUGCUCUUUCCGGGGCUUCUCAAAGGACACGAUCCAAAAGACUCUCCUCACAGCAGAAGAAUGCCCAGCAACGCCAACAGCAAGCCAGAAUCAGAGAGAGAUGCCCAGUCCCAUCCACCAAGGAGGAAGAUCCACCCACCAAAAAACAGAAAAUCUUUAACAGAGUACCAGGGAAAGCUGUGCCAGCCUGUAUGGCCAGGUCUAGCAGAGAGAAAUUGACUGGGAAUGAUCUCUGUUCUGAAGUGCCACUGAACAGAGAACGCUCCCCUGCCAGACCCAAGGGCAAGCUGACCAUGCCUGAAACACCAACAAUACUGAAAAGGAAGAAUCUGUCUGGGAAGCCCAAGAGCACAGAAGAACAAGAGCUGGAAAAAACAAAGCAAUUGCAGCAAGAGAUAAUGGUGCUGCGCAAAAGAAAUGAAGAGUUCCUGAAAGCAUCUAUUGCUGGCUUAGGACAACCUGUAAAGGCGGCUACAGGCCAGGUAACACAGCCAGUUGACUUCCACUUCUGUUCAGAUGAGAGGAUUAAGCAGCGCACAGAAAGCCAGCCUGUAAACGAAUAUAAGGAGCUGGAUUUUGCUGCUGCCCUGAGAAAGCACCCUCCAUCUCCGGCACGAGUGGCAAAAGGACCCACUAUCCCGAAACCUUUCCAUCUUUCCCAAGGCAACAAAAGGAAGUUUGAAGAAACUGUGUCCGAGUAUGUCCCACUUGCUCAGCAAAUUGUGAACUUCCAAAAGCGCACGCCCUCUCGUUACCACUUGAGGAGCAGGAGAACUGAUGAAAGUCUGUGUCCAGUUAAGUCACUGAAGAGCAAGCUUACGCAGCCCAAAACUCCGCUGCUUCAGACAAAUCAGCGCUGCCGACCUGUGACAUGUAAGAGUGCAGCAGAGCUGGAGGCGGAGGAAGUGGAGAAGAUACAACAGUACAAAUUCAAAGCCCGAGAGCUGAAUCCAAGAAUCCUAGAGGGUGGGCCAAUCUUACCCAACAAACCCCCCGUGAAAGAGCCCACACAGCCUGUUGGAUUUGACUUGGAAAUUGAGAAAAGGAUUCAGGAGCGGGAGAGCAAGAAGCAGCAGCAGGAAGAGCACUUUGAAUUCCGCUCCAGGCCAUGUCCGGCUAAAAUCUUGGAGGAUGUGGUGGGUGUUCCAGAAAAGAAGCCCCUUCCAAUUACAGUUCCAAAGUCUCCAGCAUUUGCACUGAAGAACAGAGUCCGAAUGCCUACUAAAGAAGAAAAGGGAGAGGAGGUGGUCCCCGUGAUCAAGGCGAACAUCAUGCCACACUAUGGCGUGCCUUUCAAACCUAAAGCACCUGAGCAAAGGCAUGUGGAAGUAUGUCCCUUUUCUUUUGACUCACGUGACCGAGAGCGGUGGCUUCAAAAGGAGAAAAAAAUAGAAGAGCUGCAGAAAGAGGAGAUGCCAAAGUUCAAAGCACUCCCCCUGCCUCAUUUUGACCACAUCAACUUGCCAGAAAAAAAGGUGAAGAACCCAACCCAACCAGAACCCUUCCAUCUGCAAACAGACGAACGGGGAGCAACUAAGUUGCAGAAUUGGCAGCAUCAGGUCGAAGAAGACCUGAAACGGCAGAAAGAGGCAGCAUGUUUCAAAGCGAAUCCAAACACUGUUGUGCACCAGGAGCCUUUUGUACCAAAGAAGGAUGUCAAGCCAAUAUCAGAGAGCCUUUCUGGUUCCGUAGUUCCCGAAAGAUUUGAAUUGGCAACAGAGAAAAGAGCAAAGGACCGCCAAGAAUUUGAAAAGCACCUGGCCAAGUUGGAAACUGAAAGAGAGAGGCUUCAGAAGAAGGCCCAGCAGCAGGAAGCCGAACAGGAGAAGAAAGAACUUGCCAAGCUGAGACAAGAACUGGUACACAAGGCCAACCCAGUUCGUAAGUACCGCAGUCAGGACACGAAGCCAAGUGACCGGCCUCUCACCAUGCCAAAGUCUCCGAACUUUUCAGACCGAUUUCGAUGCUGAGAUGCACCAACGUGUAGAUAGGAGCAAUCUCUUCCCAGUGUCCUGGGUGCAGAGGCAGAUAUUUUUUCCUUUUAACUUGGAACUCUUAAUGUCAGAUUCCAUUACUUUAUAUUAAGUAGUGUUAACCAUUUCAUGGAGGCAAAUGGCUGAAAUGUGCUCUGGAUGGAGAUCACCAGUCAUGUGGCUUCACGCAACAUGUAGAAAUCUUAAUUUUAAAGACUGAGUCAUGUUUUGAUAGUAUACCCGAAUAAACUAUUUUGCACACAUUAAUAAAAGGGUUUUGCUCUUG